CGGGAGGAAGCAAGGAGAGCGGCGGGCGCGCGGCGCGCAAGCUCCCGCCCGGGUGGCACAAGCUGGCUGGUCGCCUACGCCCCUCUGAGUGAAGUGACUCCGCACCCGGCCCUGCAGGAAGCGCGCUCUGAUUGACAGUUGCCGUGUCCCAAAAAGGCGCGGCGAAGAUGCUGAUCUGCGGGUGGGUCUAGACCCGCGGCCGGCGCGCUGGGUGCCAGCUCCCCUUCGCGCCCAUCUAGGGUUCCGUCGCCUCCUGGCUGCCGAGGCGCGGGGCAGAGACCCCACCGGCGAGCCUGCUUCGCGGCCCCUGCUCACGAUGCACUGCCACGCGGAGCUGAGGCUGAGCUCGCCCGGCCAACUGAAAGCAGCCAGGCGGCGCUACAAGACUUUCAUGAUCGACGAGAUCCUCUCCAAGGAGACCUGCGACUACUUUGAAAAACUUUCCCUCUAUUCCGUGUGCCCGUCGCUGGUCGUACGACCCAAGCCUCUGCAUUCCUGUACCGGCCCUGCUUCCCUUCGGGCAUAUCCCGUCCUCUCGGUGAUCACUCGGCAGCCCACAGUCAUCUCUCCCCUGGUCUCCACCACCCCGGGAAUCACCCAGGCGCUGUCCCGCCACCCCACUGCCGAGGCUGCCUCUGCAGAGGCCCCGGGCUGCGAGGCCCCAGGCAGCAGUGAGUCAGAGACAGAGCAGCUCACUCACCGGCAGAAGAAACCUCGCCGGAGUCGGACCAUCUUCACCGAGCUGCAGCUCAUGGGCCUGGAGAAGAAGUUCCAGAAGCAGAAGUACUUGUCCACCCCAGACAGGUUGGACUUGGCCCAGUCUCUGGGACUCACUCAACUGCAGGUAAAGACUUGGUACCAGAAUCGCAGGAUGAAAUGGAAGAAAAUGGUUCUUAAAGGUGGACAGGAAGCACCCACAAAACCCAAAGGUCGCCCCAAGAAGAACUCCAUUCCCACCUCAGAAGAGAUUGAAGCUGAAGAGAAGAUGAACAGCCAGGCCCAGAGCCAGGAGAGCCUCACGGCCUUGCAGGGAGGGGAGGAGCUCUGUGACACGCAGGAACCGAAAUCUCAUGAUGUCCCCUUGGAGGUGGCAGAGCCCCCAGGCCCGCCACAGGAGUUGCCAGCAGCCUCUUCCGAACCCCCACCAUCAAGCUAAAAUAGAAUCCUUUGAAGGGAGAGGGAGACUGGGAGGCAGGAGAAGAGAGAAGGCAGGAGAAUAGGGAGAGAAAAACCUCUUAGGAAACCUGGUAAACUGAGGGAGAAUGGGUUCGCCUGUCUCCUUCCCUCCCACAGGUCUUGGUCGUGUGGUCACUGGUCAUUGCAAGCAUUUGAGGACGACUUCCUUGCCUUAGGCCCUUCUCUUCCUGAAAGGAUGCUUUUGCCACAGGGUGCCCUGCAUAAAGGGAGACAGUGCCUUGGAACUGCCUGUCCCAGCUGGGGUGACGGCUGUGGGGGCUGGGCAGGAGCCCCACCUGUCAUACUGGAGGAUGGCCCUGGCUCUCUCCCCGCCAGCCUCUGGGCAGCCAGUCAUCCAAGCAGAAACAUAGGGAGGACUUGGGCAGCCUGCCCAGGUUCCUUGCUGACUCAGCACUUAUUUUGGUAGUUUUAAAAGAGAAUUUAAUGUUUUGGUUGUUGUUGGGGGGGGGUGGGUUGGUGAGGGCAGUCUGAACAAGUUGGGGGAAGGGAGUUCUGAGUUACUGCAAUUGUUUCUGAAUAAAGUUUGUUUGUUUGAAAAUAUGUGUGCCUUGGAACCCAUUCUAAGAUGGGCAGGUGACUUAAGAACCGAUAAGCCUUGUUUUUCUUGCUUCAUUAAGUUGCCAUCCUUGAAGUUGCAAUGCAGAUA
This is a messenger RNA of Artibeus jamaicensis (Jamaican fruit-eating bat), 1843 nucleotides long. RefSeq names its product BARX homeobox 2 (gene BARX2). Gene Ontology annotation, molecular function: DNA-binding transcription factor activity, RNA polymerase II-specific; RNA polymerase II transcription regulatory region sequence-specific DNA binding. Gene Ontology annotation, biological process: regulation of transcription by RNA polymerase II. Lineage: Eukaryota; Metazoa; Chordata; Mammalia; Chiroptera; Phyllostomidae. Gene Ontology annotation, cellular component: nucleus. The transcript is spliced from 4 exons. The record is from RefSeq and is a predicted model, not a curated record. The coding region runs from base 317 to 1156 and encodes 279 amino acids.